Molecule: messenger RNA, 1245 nt
Organism: Pipistrellus nathusii (Nathusius's pipistrelle)
Lineage: Eukaryota; Metazoa; Chordata; Mammalia; Chiroptera; Vespertilionidae
Source: the annotation of a GenBank genome assembly
AUGCCUCUCGCUGUCUCGGAGCGCCCCUCCCCUUUUCACCUCGCCGGGAGGCCAGAUAGACCCUGUGAUGAAGUACAAGAGGUAGUUUAUUUUCCUGCUGCAGUUCACGAUAACCUGAGAGGACAUCUUAAGUGUACUUACAUAGAAAUUGAUCAAGUCUCUGAAACAUAUGCUGUUGUUCUCAGUCGCCCAGCUUGGUUGUGGGGUGCAGAAAUGGGAGCCAAUGAACAUGGAGUUUGCAUUGGGAAUGAAGCUGUUUGGGGAAGAGAAGAAGUUUGUGAUGAAGAGGCGCUACUGGGCAUGGACCUUGUCAGACUUGGCCUUGAAAGAGCUGAUACAGCUGAAAAAGCUCUCGACGUCAUUGUUGAUUUAUUAGAAAAAUACGGCCAGGGUGGAAAUUGUUCAGAGGAUGGUGUGACAUUUAGCUAUCACAACAGUUUCCUGAUAGCUGAUAGGAAGGAAGCCUGGAUUCUGGAGACUGCAGGGAAGUACUGGGCAGCAGAAAAAGUACAAGAGGGAGUUCGUAAUAUUUCUAAUCAGCUUUCUAUAACGACCAAGAUUGAUCGGGAACACCCAGACAUGAGAAACUAUGCUAAGCAGAAAGGUUGGUGGGAUGGUAAAAAGGAGUUUGAUUUUGCAGCAACAUAUUCUUAUAUUGACACAACCAAGAUGACAAUUUCACCAGGCAGAUACUGUGAAGGCUACAAACUUCUGAAUAAACACAAAGGAAACAUAACUUUUGAAACAAUGAUGGAAAUUCUCCGAGAUAAACCAAGUGGCAUUAAUAUGGAGGGAGAAUUCCUGACCACUGCAAGCAUGGUUUCUAUUUUACCUCAAGAUUCCAACUUUCCUUGCAUUCACUUCUUCACUGGGACUCCUGAUCCUGAGAGAUCUGUUUUUAAGCCUUUCAUAUUUGUACCAAAUAUUUCACAACUACUCGACACCAGUUCACCAACAUUUGAAGUUGAAGACCCAGUUAAAAAGAAGCCACAUUUUAAGACUAAACUUGACAGAAGACACCCACUCUACCAAGAGCAUCAACAGGCAUUGAAAGUAACAGAUAAGAAGGAGGAAAAAUCCAAAACAAUGUUGGAGAACAUGAGAAGUCUGGAGAAAGAACUAUUCAAAGAGAUGGAAUCAAUCCUUCAAAACAAGCAUCUUGAUGUGGAUAAAAUUGUUAAUCUUUUUCCUCAGUGUGCAAAAGAUGAAAUUCAAAUUUAUAAGUUAAAUGUUAGUUCUAAAUGA